AUGCAGAGGACCGGCCGUAACAACGAGCCUGUGGAGAAGGAUCCCUACGCGCCCUAUGCCGAGGGAGAGAAGCUAGACCGCCUGUCCCUGCGGCUCCCGCCAUACCAGCGGCGCCUGUGGCAGGCGCUGGCCAGCCGGACCACCACACCCCUGGUGGUCGUCCUGGUGCACGGAGGGCCGCUGGAUGUUUCAGACAUGCAUGGCUCCUCCCGUGUGGGAGCGGUUCUCACGGCCUGGUACCCGGGCCAGGGCGCCGCCACCAUCCCCAGCAUCCUCUUCGGCCAGGUGUCCCCUUCCGGCCGCCUGCCUGUGACGUGGUACCGGGAGUCGUACACCAAGCUGGCCAUGACUGACAUGAGGAUGAUGGCGUCUGCGGGAUACCCAGGCGCGUGCCUGCCUGCCCGCCUGUGCCGCACGUACCGCUACUGGUGGGGCCCCAAGCCGCUGUACCGCUUCGGACACGGCCUCAGCUACACCACUUUCCAGCACAGCAACGUGUCGGUCGCCGCCGGCGCCGCCCCCAACACCGCUGCGGCCGAGGUCACGCUGAGCAACCGCGGCGGCGUGGCAGCCGACCAUGUGCUGCUGCUGUUCCUCACCUACACGGGCGCGCCCAGAGCAGCAGCGGCAGGCGGCGCCGCGCGGCUGCCGCGAGCCGCGAUCCCCGGCUCGGGCUGCAUCAACAAGACCAGCCGCUCCGAUCUGGUGCAGGCGCUGGCCGGAUACCAGCGCGUAGCGGCGCUGGCGCCGGGCGAGUCGCGGCGCCUGCGCUUCGGCCUCGCCCUCGGCGGCGGCAGCUCCUCCGCCUGGGCGGGGUUUGGGGACCCCACGCCGCCCUGCGGCGAGUACAGCCUGCGCUUUGGCACCACCAAGCCGCCGGUGGCCACUCUUGAGCUGGCGUGA
Molecule: messenger RNA, 903 nt
Organism: Chlorella variabilis
Lineage: Eukaryota; Viridiplantae; Chlorophyta; Trebouxiophyceae; Chlorellales; Chlorellaceae
Exons: 5
Coding region: 1-903 (300 amino acids)
Biological process (GO): arabinan catabolic process; xylan catabolic process
Cellular component (GO): plant-type cell wall
Molecular function (GO): xylan 1,4-beta-xylosidase activity; alpha-L-arabinofuranosidase activity
Source: RefSeq, a predicted model, not a curated record